Molecule: messenger RNA, 978 nt
Organism: Porites evermanni
Lineage: Eukaryota; Metazoa; Cnidaria; Anthozoa; Scleractinia; Poritidae
Source: the annotation of a GenBank genome assembly
AUGUAUGUGAACUUGAGUGAGUGGAAAGCGGCGAGAGAUUUACAGCAAAGACCAAGUUAUCUCGUUGUGGUUGAAACGAUCGCUUUGGGACUCAUUUUUGCAACCUCUACGACUGGAAAUAUUUUGUCCUGUGUCAUCAUGUACAGAAGCCCUCGACUGCGAACCUGGCACAACCUACUGCUUCUAAAUGUGAUUUUUGUGGACUUGCUAGCGACGAUUCUUUGCGUACCUUUUGCUUUUGUGGUUCUGCUCACGGGAAAGUGGUCGGGCGGGGAAUCACUCUGCUCUGCUUUUGCCUACAUGUCGUGUUUGCUUCUCAUUGUUUCCAUAAUAACUUUAGCUACGAUAAGCAUCAGUCGUUAUUAUUUGAUCACGGACCUUCUAAAGUACAUGACCAUUUUCAAGAAGAAAAAUAUCGCGUGGAUGUUGCUAGCGAUUUGGGUUUACGCCAUUUUGUGCGCCUUCCCGCCUCUUGUAGGAUGGGGGCACUUCAUCUUCCUGCCCGGAAACGCUAUGUGUUUCAUGUACUUCGGUUCUAGCUUGUCCUACGCGGCGGUUUUUACCCUUUUAGUCAUUGGUCUUCCCGUGGCGAUUAUCAUUGCUUGUUUUGUGAGAGUGCGGCAGAUCAGCAAAGCAAGCAAACGCAUCAAGUCUCUAUCACCCGUAACAUCGAUCGCAUCGGAAGAGAUAGACUCCGCGAAGACACUCUUCUCGGUCGUCGUCAUAGUAUUACUCUGUUGGUUUCCCGUAUGUCUACUGUUUCUUCUCGCGACUUUAGGAGUUGAGCUUCCAAGGCAAGUUUCUUUAAUAUCCACCUACUCUGUUUUUUUACCCUGCGCUCUAAAACCUCUCAUUUAUUUUUAUAUGAAGAAACAGUUUCGGGCUGGACUUGUUGACCUCCUGAACAAACUUGUCCCUUUUCGUAGGAGAUGGAAACGGGUUUCACCCAUGUCGCAGAUGAAAAACAACCUAAAGUGA